This is a messenger RNA of Chenopodium quinoa (quinoa), 2226 nucleotides long. RefSeq lists its product as uncharacterized. The transcript has 12 exons. The coding region runs from base 536 to 2092 and encodes 518 amino acids. Gene Ontology annotation, cellular component: plastid. NCBI's taxonomy places the organism in Eukaryota, Viridiplantae, Streptophyta, Magnoliopsida, Caryophyllales, Amaranthaceae. The record is from RefSeq and is a predicted model, not a curated record.
GAAAUGACGCUAAUACCCCUGGAGUUUACCCGAUUUACUUUUUGGUUAACAGAAGGUAAUUAGAGUCAAAUCUUCCAACAUAACGGCUGUUAAAUCUUUCCCGCCCACUUGGCUUUUAUACCCUUACUCAGAUACGCAAAAUUACGCGAAUACCCCCGGAUAAACACUUCAACUUUAUCGAGGAUAUAAAUUUGAAUUUCCUCGUAGAUAAGCUUGGUCUCUACUUAUACUAAUCGUAUAUUCGGAACUUGUAACUUUAAAGAGAGGUCACAGUUAUCAAUUUACAGAAAACUCCUUAGUAUUUUUCCAAUAACAAAUGCAUGCUCACUUUCAUUAUAUUUCCAAAUUCCAAUAACGAAUGCAUGCAUCCGCAACUUCCCAAAAACAGAAAAACAGAGUUCAAAAAUAUGACCAAACCUCACACUACACAAUUAUCUCCUGCUUUCUUCCUCUUAUUAAUCUUCAACCCCUUUGUUCAUCGUAAAAUCCCCAAUUUGGUUACAUAAAUCAUUCGCCCUAAUAUUUCUGAUCAACAAUGUCGAUAUACAAACUAGCUGUGAUCAUCAAAAACCCUUUAAACGAGGAGGAAUUCCUUAUAGUCAAGCAAAAUAGGCCCCGUAAAUUCGGAAUUGAAGAGUAUGAUUCUUACAUUGAUUCUGAUCUUUGGGAUUUUCCUUCUAUCCUAUUGAAAUUGAUACAAGGUGAAUCGGAAAUUCAUGUUGAAGGAGCUGAAUUAUGCUCUGCUAAACUUGAUUUGAAGAAAUUUGACCUGGGUUUGGCUUUAAACCAGGUUUCAGAGCAGGUUGGAAUUGAGAGGUUGAAUCAAGGGCAGUGGAAGUUCUGGAAAUUUGUGGAAGAACCUGAAUUUGGACCAGCACCUCCGAUUCAUACGGUUUUUAUCUCUGCAUACUAUAGCUUUGAUGAUAAAAGUAGUGAUGUGGCAUGCCAGUGGAUUUCCUGGUCUAAUUGCUCAAAAUGGCUCUCUGAGGUAACACCGGACAGUUAUCGUAUGGGGCCAUUGGUGGUUAAUGGUUUUCCACAUGACUCUAAAUACUCUAAGUGGGAUGUACCGCGUUAUUUGAAUUACCAGGAAUAUCCGCUGGGUGUUAGACUUGUACCGAUGAGAAGUAGAACUGGCAGGCCUUUCUCCACUACGAACUUGGUAGUCAUUGCGCCACAGAUUGUUGCCAAUAGUGAAAGCGAUAAAAAUGUUAUUGCUCAUGGAGAUGCACUAAUAAUAGAUCCAAGAUGCAGAGUUCAGUCCCAUCAGGAGCUUGCGGAUAUUAUUGCAGCUUUACCAAGAAAGUUGAUCGUGUUUGUUACACAUCAUCAUGCUGAUCAUGUGGAUGGUUUGUCAGCUGUUCAAAAAUGCAACCCUGAUGCAAUUUUAUUGGCUCACAAAAGCACAAUGCAUCGUAUUGUAAAAGAUGACUGGUCUCUUGGGUAUACAUCAGUUGUAGGAGGGGAAGAAAUUAUUGUUGGGGACCAGCGACUCCAAGUCAUUUCUGCCCCGGGCCACACGGAUGGUCAUAUGGCAUUGCUCUAUAUCAAUACUCAUACACUGAUUGUUGGUGAUCACUGUGUUGGGCAAGGUAGUGCGGUUCUAGAUGCUUUUUCUGGUGGAAAUAUGGGAGAAUAUUUAAAUACGACAUUCAAAUUCUUGGAGCUUUCUCCAAAUGCUUUGAUUCCUAUGCACGGAAGAGUCAAUUUGUGGCCAAAACACAUGCUUUGUCGAUAUCUCAAGAAUCGCAGAGAUAGAGAAUCUUCAAUCUUGAAUGCCAUAGAAAAUGGCAGUACUACUUUAUUUGACAUAGUUUCCACUCUAUACAAAGACAUCGAUCGUGCCCUGUGGUAUAUUUCUGCAUCUAACGUGAGGCUCCAUGUUGAGCAUUUAGCUCAACAACACAAGUUACCUGAGGGCAUGUCCUUGUCAAAACUUCAACGGACUUAUGGAUUACAUUUUGCACUCAAUUGGAUCUGGGCAUAUGCAUGCAAUUGGAUUUCAUCAAAGAUUAUGAAGAUUAGAAGACCUAAACUCAUUGUUUCAGUAGUUAUUGCUUGCUUUGCUGCAUUGUAUAUUUAUAUUGUGUGAUAAUCAUGCCUACUUUAUAUCUAUCGUUAGUUUUAAAUGUUUAAUUCUGUCUUGACUGUGGAAACUUGGUGAAAUAAUUAUCUGGUUGAUGACAUGCUUAAUCAAGCAAUAUAACUAUACUAUGUUUGCUGUUG